AUGAAAGCUAUCAAUCAGCUUGAUAUUGAAUGCAUUAUUAUUGUCUCUGCUCUGUCUCCAGAAAGUGUCAAAGAUGAAAGAAAAGAAAGGCUAUGUCAAAAUUCGAAGAAAACAACUCCCAAAUAUAGCAGAUUGAAGGAGAUUGUAGGCGGUACCGAUUAUAAAACUGGUACUUUCGCCUCAUUCACAAAAUUUAGUCCUCUUUUGUCACUCUCAGAGCAAAUGCUAAAGAAUUUCAAAUUGAUUCAGGAAAAAGAAAUUAAUUGCUGGGCUUCUAAUGAAUUUUGCAUAAUUCUAUUCAAAGCUUUAUUAAAGCAGGAUGAUAAGGAAUCCCUGAGAGCUUUUCAAGCAACCUAA
Molecule: messenger RNA, 357 nt
Organism: Loa loa (African eye worm)
Lineage: Eukaryota; Metazoa; Nematoda; Chromadorea; Rhabditida; Onchocercidae
Exons: 3
Coding region: 1-357 (118 amino acids)
Source: RefSeq, a predicted model, not a curated record